Tyto alba (common barn owl) is the source of this 3396-nucleotide messenger RNA. RefSeq names its product tetraspanin 5 (gene TSPAN5). Gene Ontology annotation, cellular component: membrane. The record is from RefSeq and is a predicted model, not a curated record. Lineage: Eukaryota; Metazoa; Chordata; Aves; Strigiformes; Tytonidae. The transcript has 8 exons. Bases 468 to 1274 code for a protein of 268 amino acids. Gene Ontology annotation, biological process: protein maturation; protein localization to plasma membrane; regulation of vascular endothelial growth factor signaling pathway.
UUUGCCGCUGUGGGGGCGGGGGAAGGCGGAGCGCUGCGCGAGAGCGCAGGGGGCAGCUCGCGGCUCCGGCAGCGCCGCGCCGCGCCUCUGCCUGGGCACCUCCUUCCUCGGCGGUCGCUCCUCUCCUUCUCUCUUCCUCCCACCCCCCGUUGCGAGUAGCCGGUGCCUCUCCUCCAUGCGGGAGAAGAGGAGGAGGUGGGAGCUGCUCGCCGGCCAUCCCCGGCGCCCGGCAAGUCGGAGCCGACCCGCCGCCGCGCCGCUUCUGCCGCAUCUCCCCACGGCGCGCAGCCGGCGCUGAGCCCUGCUCGCCGCGCCGCCCCAGCCCCCCUUCCUUCUAUUCUCACCCCCCCCCUCCUUUUCCUUCCCCCCCCUUCCCUUCUCCCCCUUCCCCCCCCCCCCCCCCUCCAUUUUUGCCCCCUUUGGUUCUCACCCUGGCUGCGAGCAAAGUGUCUUCAUGAGCGCAGAGGAUGUCCGGGAAGCACUACAAGGGGCCUGAAGUCAGUUGUUGCAUCAAAUAUUUCAUCUUCGGCUUCAAUGUCAUUUUCUGGUUCCUUGGCAUAGCAUUUCUUGGGAUUGGAUUGUGGGCAUGGAAUGAAAAGGGAGUGCUGUCCAAUAUCUCCUCCAUCACCGACCUGGGAGGCUUUGAUCCAGUUUGGCUCUUCCUAGUAGUAGGAGGAGUUAUGUUCAUUUUGGGAUUUGCGGGAUGCAUUGGAGCUUUGCGAGAAAAUACCUUUCUUCUCAAAUUUUUUUCUGUGUUUCUUGGAAUUAUUUUCUUCUUGGAGCUUACUGCUGGUGUUCUAGCAUUUGUUUUCAAAGACUGGAUAAAGGACCAGCUGUAUUUCUUUAUAAACAACAACAUCAGAGCAUACAGAGAUGACAUUGAUUUGCAAAACCUCAUAGACUUCACACAGGAAUAUUGGCAGUGCUGUGGGGCUUUUGGAGCUGAUGACUGGAACCUUAAUAUUUACUUCAAUUGCACAGAUUCCAACGCAAGUCGAGAGCGCUGUGGUGUGCCAUUCUCUUGCUGCACUAAAGACCCUGCCGAAGAUGUUAUUAAUACUCAGUGUGGCUACGAUGCAAGGCAAAAACCAGAAGUUGAUCAGCAGAUCGUUAUCUACACUAAAGGCUGUGUCCCUCAGUUUGAGAAAUGGUUGCAGGACAAUCUUACCAUAGUUGCUGGUAUAUUCAUUGGGAUAGCAUUACUGCAGAUAUUUGGGAUAUGCUUAGCCCAGAAUUUGGUUAGUGACAUUGAGGCUGUCAGAGCCAGCUGGUAAAACUGCUGAAGUAACUACAACAAGACACUGGACAACUGAAACCCUCUGAAACCUCCAGUGUGUCACUGACACCAAGCUGUAUGGACAUGGGUGACAGGGAAGCCUUCUCUCCCAAGCAGUCUCAAGUCUAAGUUCCUGAUACUGCAGAAAACUCGUGUUUCUUUGGGGUGGGGGAGAGAAGAGUGGGCUAUUUAAAAUCUGCUGCUCACUGACAAUUUUUUUCUUUAAAACCACCAGUUUGAAAGCUGUUGAGCCGUGAAUCUCUACUGUAUUCUUGAUCCUGAGUAACAAGUGGACACUUUUUUUAAAUUGGUGUAUUCGGUGGGACAGAGUUGCAUCAUUGUAGUCUGUGGAUAUGCUGUUAAUUCUUCGUGUCAUGAGCUCUUCGAUAGCUGCCAAAUAUUCCUGAGAUGGUUUCCCUCCUCACCACUCUGUAAAGGAACAAUCUUCUUGUUUUCACAGCUAAACAUAGCUACAGGCCUAAACCCAUCAAGCAGGAAGCAACUUUCUAUGCAUCUAUUGUACAGUAAAAGAAAUUGUUUUUAAAACAAGGGAAAAUUUUUUUUUACGCAAGCUUCCAGCCAUCUCCCUAUAGUACUUGGAGGUUGGAAUCAGCAAGCUCACAGGGAGAAUUGCCUAAUUUUAUCAACAGUUUUCUUCCUUCUCCACCCUUGUAUGAAGGGAAAGGAGUUUUAUAUUUGACAAACAAGGGUUGUAGAGCCUUUGGUUGCUGCCAUACCUUAGGACAUCAGUCUCUUAAGGCAAGGAUGGGAUAUAACUGUAUAAAUGUAUGAAAGCAGCGUGGAUGUUGGGUCCAAGUGAAUAAUAUUAUUCAAAGAAUGAAUUAUAUAUUAACUUAAAAAAAAUCAAAACGUAUGUAUCUGAUAUGGCUAAACCUUUUUUUUUCUCUGGAAUUUAGUGUAACCUAAUGUAUUUAGGGAUCUCACUAAUAUUAGUGCUUUGAUAUACUUGUGCAAAGCUUCUUUUAAGAUAAUUCCUUGGUCUGUUCCUAGCUGAGGCUUUGGUGUUUCUUUUUUUCUUUUCUUCUUUUCUUUCAUUCUUUUUACUUGCAUGAGCUGUGGAGUAAGAAUCUGUGACACUCCGGUGCUUUAAAUCUGUGCAUAUGUUUUAAUACAGUCUAAUCCAAACUUAUUUAUUGGUAAAUGCAUGUGAUUAUGGAAAGAUUGUAUCCUGUUCCCUUGGAAGUUGGAGAGAACAGCUUUUGCCAGCGUAAAUACUUACCUCCAGUAAACAAAUCCUUGCGAUGGAGAUGUGUCUCUCUUUGUUGCUUUAGAUGCAACAAAAAGCUUUCUUAAAACAAUGGAAUAAAAGUUUUUAAAUAGAAGCGCAUAUUAGGAUCAGCCAAGACAGACUCUUUUGAAUUGGACAAAAGAGAAUAGAAUUUGGAAUAAAGCACAAACAAUGGAAGAAGAAUUAGAUCAGAAUCCAUCCAGCUUAGAGUUUUUGAUUCAUUCUUCUUCACUAAUAAUAAUGAACUUACAAACCUGGGUAGUUUUAUUGCACUUUGUACAAAUUUAGCUUGUUAUAUGACCCUUCUCAGUAUCUGCAGAACCAGUCCUGAAAGCUGUGAGCUCUUGGCUCAUACUUUGGUCAGCCAGUGGUAAAGGGCAUAUAGCCCCUCGUUGAAAGAGCUUAACAUCUUUCUUUAAUGAGUUUCCUAAAAUUAAGAAUGUGGAGUAGAAGAGAUGGAUGCAUUGCUUUCAAAGCUUCCCUAGUCUGGGGGAUGGAUAGAAGGCUGGUCUGAUGACUUAAGGUCCUUUCUGGACCUAUGACUCUUAAACAUGUGAGUAUAUAUACCCUUGCACAUUUUCCCUUUCAGUGCUUUAGUCGGCUGUGGUUUUUUUCCCCUCUGAAGACUGGUGGUAGGCACACUGGUGCUCCACAGAUGCCUCAGACAGUCCUGUUGUCCUCCUGUCUUUGAGAAUUACCUCAUCCUCUUCUGGUUAACUCCCACUGACUGGCUCUGAAUCAGGCAGCCUCCGUAUCCUUUGGUAUCUGCUGUUAAAGGCCAGCCAUGACUCAGAGUAAUUUUUUUUUUUUUUAAAAGCCUUUGAAAGCAAUUAUAAUUCACUGUCCUUAAUAAAAAGUUGGUUCCACCUCA